GGGGCCGCGGCCGAGCUGGGCUGGCUGUCGCUGGCCAGCCAGGAGGACCUGCUCAAGAUCAUGCGGCCGCCCUAUUCGUACUCGGCGCUCAUCGCCAUGGCCAUCCAGAACGCGCCAGAGCGCAAGCUGACGCUCAGCCACAUCUACCAGUUCGUGGCCGAGAGCUUCCCCUUCUACAAGCGCAGCAAGGCGGGCUGGCAGAACUCCAUCCGCCACAACCUCUCCCUCAACGACUGCUUUAAGAAGGUGCCGCGGGACGAGGACGACCCUGGGAAAGGCAAUUACUGGACUCUUGAUCCAAACUGUGAGAAGAUGUUUGACAACGGGAAUUUUAGACGCAAGAGGAAGCGGCGCACUGAGCCCAGCAGCGGCAGCUCGGCAACUGCGACGGCAGCGGGAGGGAUCCCAAAGCUUGAAGAAGGAGUAGGAAAGCCCGGAGCAGGAGACAGCCCCCCCUCCCUGUUGGGCCCCUCCCCCUCCACUCCCGAACCCCCGGAGGAGCCCAAGAGCGGAGCGUCUCCUCCCAGCGGCCCUUUGCUGUCCUCCACCCCCUGCCUCAAGUCCUUCUUCGGCGGCCUCAGCAGCGCGGCCAGGAGCCACCAACCUAGACACCUGGGGCUCCCUGGAGUUCCGUCGGAGCUGGCCUCGCGCGGCCUCCAGGGGGCGCAGCGGAGCGCGGCCGCCG
This is a messenger RNA of Gracilinanus agilis (Agile Gracile Mouse Opossum), 685 nucleotides long. RefSeq names its product forkhead box protein I3-like. Gene Ontology annotation, biological process: cell differentiation; anatomical structure morphogenesis; regulation of transcription by RNA polymerase II. Gene Ontology annotation, molecular function: DNA-binding transcription factor activity, RNA polymerase II-specific; RNA polymerase II cis-regulatory region sequence-specific DNA binding. The annotation marks the transcript as partial. The record is from RefSeq and is a predicted model, not a curated record. The transcript is spliced from 2 exons. Lineage: Eukaryota; Metazoa; Chordata; Mammalia; Didelphimorphia; Didelphidae.